This is a messenger RNA of Anopheles moucheti, 1286 nucleotides long. Its product is annotated as opsin-1-like. Gene Ontology annotation, biological process: visual perception; phototransduction; G protein-coupled receptor signaling pathway. The transcript has 2 exons. The record is from RefSeq and is a predicted model, not a curated record. Bases 1 to 1119 code for a protein of 372 amino acids. NCBI's taxonomy places the organism in Eukaryota, Metazoa, Arthropoda, Insecta, Diptera, Culicidae. Gene Ontology annotation, cellular component: membrane. Gene Ontology annotation, molecular function: G protein-coupled receptor activity.
AUGGCAGCCUUCGCAGAGCCGCACUUCAGCGCCUGGACCCAGUCGGUGGUCAGCAAUGUUACCGUCGUCGACAAGGUGCCGCCGGAGAUGCUCCACAUGGUGGAUGCCCACUGGUACCAGUUCCCGCCGAUGAACCCGCUGUGGCACUCGAUCCUGGGCUUUGCCAUCUUCAUCCUUGGUGUGAUUUCCAUCAUCGGCAACGGAUGCGUCAUCUACAUCUUCACCAAUACCAAGGGCCUCCGAACCCCCUCCAACUUGCUGGUGGUCAAUUUGGCCUUCUCCGAUUUCCUGAUGAUGUUUACAAUGGCUCCUCCGAUGGUGAUCAACUGCUGGUACGAGACCUGGGUCUUUGGCCCAUUCGCUUGCGAACUCUACGCCAUGUUUGGAUCGCUGUUCGGCUGUGCCUCGAUCUGGACCAUGACUAUGAUUGCCUUUGACCGUUACAACGUCAUCGUAAAGGGUCUGUCGGCGAAACCGAUGUCCAACAACGGAGCUCUGCUGCGCAUCCUUGCCAUCUGGGCGUUUGCUCUACUCUGGACCUUGGCUCCUCUGUUCGGAUGGAACCGAUAUGUGCCGGAGGGUAACAUGACCGCUUGCGGAACUGACUAUCUGUCGCAGGAUUUCACCAGCCGAUCAUACAUUCUGAUCUACUCUGGCUUCGUGUACUACCUGCCUCUGUUCAGCAUCAUCUACUCGUACAUCUUCAUCAUCCAGGCUGUGUCCGCCCACGAGAAGAACAUGCGCGAGCAGGCCAAGAAGAUGAACGUCGCCUCGCUGCGUUCGCAGGAAGCCCAGAACACCAGCACGGAGAUGAAGCUGGCCAAGGUCGCCCUGGUCACCAUCUCGCUGUGGUUCAUGGCUUGGACUCCGUAUCUGGUCAUCAACUACACCGGAAUCUUCAAGGCCGCUCCGAUCAGCCCGCUGGCCACUAUCUGGGGCUCGCUGUUCGCCAAGGCCAACGCCGUCUACAACCCAAUUGUGUACGGCAUCAGCCACCCGAAGUACCGUGCUGCUCUGUACCAGAAGUUCCCGUCGCUAUCCUGCCAGGAUACCAGCGACGAUGGACAGUCUGUUGCAUCGGCUACCACCGGUGUUACGGAGGAGAAAGUACCAGCCUAAACAGGUUGUUUUGGUGCAAUAGCGGCUGGUUAAAGCUGGCAUGCGAGAUUUCAAACCACACGGACCUCAUCUUACGCUAACGUUGAACGGUUGCAAAUGCAAAAUUUGUAUUUUAUUUUUGAAUGCAAAUUUUAUUUAGUAAAUAAAAGCUCUAGAAUUCAACAUGA